AUGAUUAUUAAUGAGAAUUCAAUUUCAAGUAGAGUAUUGUUUUCUUUAGUUGACAAAUCUAUCUAUGUCAAAAAUCAACCCCCUUAGUAGAUUGCAAUAACUAAGGAUUCAUCCAUUUUAGCAUUAGGGGUUAAAGACUAGAUGUUAAAAUUUUAUUAAAUGAAAAACUUGAAAAUGAUCUCAUAACAUAAUAUUCAAUCAACUUGGAUUUAUCAAUUGGAUGUAGCUAAACAAUCUAAUUAAUUCAUAGCAACAUUAGAGAAAAAUAGAAAAGAUAUCAUCUAAUUCUAUUCAAUAGUUAAUUUGAGCUGUUGUAAGCGACUCUAUGAAAUUCGAAUAAAUUUGCUUUAUUCAAUAAAACUAAGUUAUGAUGAAAAUUUAAUCAUAAUUGGAGGAUCUGAUUCAAUUGUUUUAUUUAAAAAAAAAUUAACAAUUUGGUAAAAGAUUUAAUCAAUAGAAUUGCCAAAUUGUUAUGCAAAGGAUUUAGAUAUAAAUAAAGAAUCCUCUAUUUUAAUAACUCUAUCUGAGGAAUCAAAAAAACUAUUUAUACUUAAUCAGUCAGACUUAAAAUGGGAAAUAGCUUAGGAAAUAAAAAAUAAGGAAUUUGGGAAAAAACUGUGUUUUAUUACUAAUGAAUCAUUCAUUGUGACUUUACAAUGGAGUGAUAUUCUUGUUUAUAAAUUCAACACAAUAGAAUUAAAGUUUUAGAUGACUAAAUAAAUCUUAAUUUAGAAGUAUGAAUUAUUGGAAUGCAAAUUCUUACAGUUUAUUCAAUCAAAAUAUUUACUCGUUCAUUAACAUGGUUAUUAUUCGAACUUAAUUCAAUUUAAAGACCAAGAAUUAAAUACAGUGGAAUAGAAAUGCAAUAUCGAAUAGGGAUCUAUUAGAUUAGUUUAAAUCAGCGAUGAUGGGAAUUAUUUAGUUACAGUUAAUCGGGAUAAUCAACUUGAUUUAAGAAGAUAAAUUCAUCCCAGUUUCAAUUUUAAUCUUGUUCAUUCUUAUCCUUAAAUUAAUUAACCAACAGGGAUGAUAACUAAUUAUGAUGCAUCAAUAUUGGUAAUAACAUAUGAAGGAUAGUUUCAAGUAUUAAAGAAGGAUUGUUAAUAAUUUAAUGUAAUUCAAACAACAAAUAUGUAAGGUUUAAAUUGUUCUAGCUUAUAUUUUAUGAAAAACUCUGAUCAAUUUAUAAUGGGUAGCAUAGAUGAUGAAAUAACAAUUUGGCUUUGGAAUUCAAUCGAAUAGCAUUACUCACAAUAAACCAGAAUAAUUGGCCCAUCAUUCUAAAUCAUUAUGAAUCAGACCGAGGAUUUAUUAAUUUUUGCAAAAGAUCGGUAUUUAACUUUUUGGGAAAAGAUGUAGGAUGGAUUUAGCAAAUUUUAGACAUUAAGGAAAUCUGAAUAUCUAUUUUCUUAGUUAAGUAUAAAUGAAUCUGGAACAAAACUAUGUGCAGUUUAAUAUGAUUUCUCUAUUGUUAUUAUUAUUUAAGAAGUUGAUUAGAAAUCGAAAAGAAAAUGGAGGUUUCAUUCUAAAAUUAAAAUAGAGGCUAUUGGAAUCUAAUCUUCAUUUCUUACAGAGACAAAACUCUUGAUAAAAUAAAAGAACGUAUCAAUUUUAGAUCUAUAUGAACUUAACAAUCAUAAUAAUUAGCUUAUUAAAAUUAAAUAAACUUAAUUAAUUUAGAAUAAUCAUGUAAGUUAGACUUAUGAUAAUUUUCAGAAAAUAUAAUUGCAGUUUAACAAGUUAAAAUCUAUUUUAGUAAUUUAAAAUAAUAAUGAAAUUUACCUUGCUGAAUAUGAUCAAAGUAGUAAUAUAAUAAUAAACUAUAUUAUUCAACAAGUGGAUUAUUAUAGUUUAUGCGACAAUGGGAAUUUUUUGGUUACAUUUAACAAAGAAAACAACCAUUUAAAUGUUUUUUAAAUUCUUACUAAAUGA
Paramecium octaurelia is the source of this 1932-nucleotide messenger RNA. The record is from the annotation of a GenBank genome assembly. NCBI's taxonomy places the organism in Eukaryota, Ciliophora, Oligohymenophorea, Peniculida, Parameciidae.